AUGUGUGAAACGUUCACGUUCAGUGGAUGCGGUGGAAAUGCAAAUCGCUUUGCUAGCCUUUAUUCAUGCAAAUCGCAUUGUGAUGGCUUAAUCCGUCCCAAGUCACCCCAGUGUGCGUAUUAUCCGGAUUGGGGUCCAUGCAAUCAACUGCGUUAUAUGUGGUUCUUCAAUAUGAGCCGUGGAACGUGUGAUCAGUUUCUGUGGGGUGGAUGUGCCGGAAAUACAAAUCGUUUCGAAUCAUUUGAGUUAUGCCAAAUAACUUGUGAGGAACCUGGCAAUGUGCAUGACAUUUGUACGGAACCGUUGGAUCGUGGUAAAUGGUGUCAACCGAUGUCAAAUCGUUACUAUUAUAACAGUCAAUCGAAAACUUGCAAGGGUUUCCACUAUACGGGUUGUGGCACGAGUGCGAAUAAUUUCUUGUCGCUG
Molecule: messenger RNA, 426 nt
Organism: Anisakis simplex (herring worm)
Lineage: Eukaryota; Metazoa; Nematoda; Chromadorea; Rhabditida; Anisakidae
Source: the annotation of a GenBank genome assembly